This is a messenger RNA of Pseudopipra pipra, 1165 nucleotides long. RefSeq names its product RAD52 motif containing 1 (gene RDM1). Bases 24 to 845 code for a protein of 273 amino acids. Gene Ontology annotation, molecular function: RNA binding. The transcript has 7 exons. The record is from RefSeq and is a predicted model, not a curated record. Gene Ontology annotation, cellular component: nucleolus. NCBI's taxonomy places the organism in Eukaryota, Metazoa, Chordata, Aves, Passeriformes, Pipridae.
AAGGGGCCGGUCCCGUCCCGUCCAUGGCGGAGGUGCUGGAGUUCCGUGUGCCCGCGGGCAGUGCCCACACCCUGCUGGUCUGGGGGCUGGAGCCGCAGCCGGGGCUGGAGCACUCCCUGUUCUCCGCGUUCUCCAGGUUCGGGCCGCUGUUCUCGGUGCGGGCGCGCGGCAACGCCGCCGUGGCGGGGCCGGGGUGCUGUGGGGUCAUCAAGUUCUACUCAGCUGGGGAUGCCAGCAGGGCCCAGCGUGCCUGCAACGGGCAAAGGCUGUUUCAGAAACGCCCCUUGAAGGUUUGUGUUUGCCCCAAGCAGAGGGGGAUUCAGCAACGAGCCCCUGCCCUCAGCAGCAACAAGUGCCAGGAGCUGGCCAACCACUACCUGGGCUUUAACGGCUGGUCCAGUCGCAUCAUCACGCUGCAGAAGGUGUCUGCCCUUGAUGGUGAGAAUGAGGAGCUGGGACAGAGCUCCCAGCAGGGAUCUGUGAAGUUCCUGUGUGCUCUGGAGCUGACGCUGCCCCAGCACGGGGUGUGCAGCAGGGGAGUUGCCCUGGGCCGGGCAGCCGUAGGAGAUGGGCAAGAUCCCCUGGAGCUCAUCACAGCCACGAGAAGAGCUCAGAAGCUCGCGGUGGGGAAAGCUCUGUCUGGGGCCUUCCAGAAGAUCCUCCUCGUAGUCUUGGAAAAUGGGAAAGUGGCCGUGGAGUACAAUUCCUGCCAGGAGGAGCCCACAGACUCCUUAACAGAAGAGGAACUGAAGGGGCUUGUUCAGGUCAAUGAAUUGUCCUUGGAGCAACUUGACCUCGAAGAAGACGAAGUUUUGUCUGAUCUCAGUUUGGAUGAGGAGCCAUGAAACGCCCUGUUUGCUUUUCCUCCAGAUGCCCAACAGGGAAAGAAAUGGGCAAUAAACGCUGUGUUGCUAAAAGUAAGCCCCCAGAUACGUGCUGGUUUUGGAGAGGAGGUGUUUUGCUGUCAGCCUGCUCAGGAACAAGCCCUCCCUGCAAGAGCCCUGUACAGCUCCAGGUCACUCUGAUCCAUGGGAGAAAGUCUGGGAUGGAAGAUGUCUUAGCAGCAGGAGGAGCUGUGGGGCUGACCCAGCUCUGCACAGGCUCAGGAAAAAGCAUUUCUCGAAGUGCAAAUUGUUUUAAAUAAAGUUACAAAGUCUCUUAAGAA